CAACCCUACAGAGGGACCCACCUCCACAUCGCUCUCUCUUUCUCUCGCUCUCUUGGAAGGAGGGGGAGGAGAGCGAGCGCAGUUUGAGUUGCGCUCGCCGCUCUACGCCAGCCAGAGGUGUGUUUCGGCUCCACACUCUGUAUCUCUGCGUAGCAGCACCCAACCAUGCAGCCAGCCUGAGUGCCAUGUCCAACAGCUGUGUUGGCAAAGGGUUACCGCUCAUCUGAAGGGAAGGUAGCGUCUUGCUUUGAGGAGGACAGAAGAUAAAAGAAGACUGACCAGUUGCAGAGAGAGAGAGAGAGGGGGGGAUAUAACUGAAAGCCCCCUCCUCGCCUCACUAAACAGAGCAAAAACGGAAGGCUUUGGAGUAUUCAAUUUUUUCUUUCGUUUUAUAUUUUUCUUAUUCCUCAUCGCAGUGCUGGGAGGUGCUUCAUCUUUUCAUAUAGUCUCUCUCUCCGUCAUUUGCCUCCUCAUCUAUUUCUCCAUCUACCUGGUGUACAAUUUCUUAUAUUUAUGAGUGAGAUAGAGGGGAAAGAAGGGAAUUUUGUUUUUCCAAUUUUUUUUGCCCUUUCUUUCUCCCUCUUCACUCUUCCUUCUUCUCUUUUCACCAAACCAUAUCAUUCCUGUCAUUCCCUCCUUUGCAUUUCACAUCAAAAUGCUGCUCGUCAGGUCAUCAUACCCCAUCCUACGCCUCUUUCUGUGUCUAAAGUCUGAUGAUUAAUGAUCUUGGAUGAUUUUUUUUUCAAAGACAACUAAAAAACUCCUCAUGAAUGACUAUUUUUCCCCCCCUUUUCCUUCUCUUUUGGUCCCCUCCACACCCAUUUCUUUUGCAUCACACUCUUGCGGGAUUCUUAAUUGUUACUCUAGAAAAGAGUUAAUUAGACGAGGAGCGGGCCGGCAAGCCGAGGAUCAUGACUGGCUAAAUUAAGCAAAGGCACAGAGCGACAGAAGAAGGAAUAGAGGGAAGCAGGAGAAGAAGAAAAAGACGAAGAGUACGCGCACAUAUACACACACUGCUGCUCAUCUCCUCAUCUCCACGGCAACAGUAUUCACACACUUGCAGACUUGAGGAAGGAGACCUGCAUCACCAACUUUGGAGGAAGAGGAAAGACAAUCAGAUGGAAAAAGACGAAUGAAAGUCCGCCCGUUCGACACUCUCCGUUCGCCAUAAUUCGGCUUUUCUUCCCCAUAAGAGUGCUGACAUUUUGAGUUGAUGAUCCAUUUUUAAAUUCCUCUAAAACGCUCAGUGAAAAGCAUUUUUUCAGCCAGUUUGGAUCUGGUUCUUUGCAGAUUAGACUUUUUGUUCUUGGUUUUUUAAACCUUCCUGCUCUCCCCCUCCCCACCACCACCACCACCACUACCCCCUCACACUGAUAACAGCCCAAGCGUCACCCCUCUCCACCCAUCAAGCACAACUCUGCUCAUCCCUCAGCCUGCUAGACCUCACUUUUCAGCCCUCCGCGUGUGCCUUCGUCUGUCCACCAUCCCUUCAUCCGAGGCUAUGAGAGGAGGAGUCGAAUCCCAGAUCACUCCAUCAUGCCAGUUCUGAAGAGUAGAGAGGAGAUCCGGGCUGGCAAUGUUCAAGGGACGGCAUUUACACUCCUCCACAAUGCUUGUCAGCCUCCACCGUUCUCACUCCCAUCUUCAGGACAAGCAGUUGAUCUCCCCCUCCUCCUCCUCCCCCCAUCCUCCCUCCCCUCCUCCAGACCGGUCAUCCUAUCACCCUUAUCCAUGCCCUCGGCUGACGCUGCCUUUCCUCUCUCUGUCCUUCGCUCUGCUCCUCCUCUCCAUUGUCCUCUUGCCCGUCUGCGAGUCCCGCAGGGGCGGAGGUCCAGGAACUGGGCCUGGAGGUUCCCCAGGGGGACAAGGAGGCCAGAGGGGAGGCAGCAACCAGAGGGGUGUAGUUAUCCCUCCGCAUUACUCCCCCGGCUCUCCAGCACUUCCCCCCAUCAGUCCCAAGUUGAUCAACUCGCUCAGCAUUGCUGUCAUCCUGGUGGGCAACUCUAGUGAAGUAGCCUUGGGGGCUGGACUUGAAAAGGAGGACUUCCUCCACAUCCCGUAUCCUCCCAAAGUCGAGGUGGUCACCAUGAACGAGACCGACCCCAAAAGUAUCAUCAAUCGGAUCUGCGCACAAAUGACAAGGAACCCACUGCAAGGCGUCGUGUUCGGUGACGACACAGAUCAGGAGGCCAUCGCUCAGAUCCUGGACUUCAUCUCUGCACAGACACACAUCCCCAUACUGGGCAUCAGAGGAGGAUCUGCCAUGGUCAUGGCUGCUAAGGACGACCACUCCAUGUUUUUCCAGUUUGGUCCAGCCAUCGAGCAGCAGGCCUCCGUCAUGUUGAACAUUAUGGAGGAGUAUGACUGGUACAUCUUUUCCAUAGUCACCACGUAUUACCCUGGUUACCAGGACUUUGUCAACAAGGUCCGCAGCACCAUCGAGAACAGCUUUGUAGGCUGGGAGCUAGAAGAAGUCCUCCUACUGGAUAUGUCCGUGGAUGAUGGCGACCUCAAGAUUCAGAACCAGCUAAAGAAACUGCAGAGCCCUGUCAUUCUGCUCUACUGCACAAAGGAAGAGGCUACCACUAUUUUUGAAGUGGCUCAUUCUGUGGGCCUCACAGGUUACGGCUUCACCUGGAUUGUGCCCUCGCUUGUGGCUGGUGAUGCAGACCACGUUCCCUCAGUCUUCCCCACAGGGCUUAUCUCAGUGUCAUAUGACGAAUGGGACUACAACAUCGAGGCCAGGGUACGCGAUGCAGUGGCUGUCAUUGCUACGGCAACCUCUACCAUGAUACUGGAUCGAGGGCCACACACCAUGCAGAAGUCAAGCUGCCUCGGGACACCUGACAAGAAGAGCUCAAACACCGGACACUCCAAGGAAAUACUGAAGUACCUUAUGAAUGUGACAUUUGAAGGCCGAAACCUGUCAUUUAGCGAAGAAGGCCACCAGAUGUUUCCCAAGCUGGUCAUCAUUCUUCUAGAGAAGGACAGACAGUGGGACAGGGUUGGCAAAUGGGAGAGAGGCUCCUUGACGAUGAGGUACCACGUUUGGCCUCGCUUUGAGCUGUACUCAGGAGCGGAGGAGCGUAAGGACCACCUGUCCAUCGUGACUCUGGAGGAGGCGCCGUUUGUAAUUGUGGAGGAUGUGGACCCGCUCAGCGGGACCUGCAUGAGGAACACUGUGCCAUGCCGCAAACAGCUCAAACUAAGCAAUCAAACAGGUGAUUCAGGGAUUUACAUCAAGCGCUGCUGCAAAGGUUUCUGUAUCGACAUCCUGAAGAAAAUCGCCAAGACGGUCAAGUUUACUUAUGACCUCUACCUGGUCACCAACGGCAAACACGGCAAAAAGGUUAAUGGGACUUGGAACGGCAUGGUUGGAGAGGUAGUGGAUAAGAACGCCCACAUGGCGGUGGGUUCGCUCACCAUCAACGAGGAGAGGUCAGAGGUCAUCGACUUCUCUGUGCCCUUCAUUGAGACGGGCAUCAGUGUCAUGGUCUCCCGUAGCAAUGGGACCGUCUCCCCGUCGGCCUUUCUAGAGCCCUUCAGUGCCGACGUCUGGGUGAUGAUGUUUGUGAUGCUGCUGAUCGUGUCGGCAGUGGCUGUGUUUGUGUUUGAGUACUUUAGCCCGGUGGGUUACAAUCGCUGUCUGGCAGACGGACGAGAGCCCGGCGGCCCCUCCUUCACCAUCGGUAAGGCCAUCUGGCUGCUUUGGGGUCUGGUUUUCAACAACUCUGUCCCUGUGCAGAAUCCCAAAGGCACCACCAGUAAGAUCAUGGUGUCAGUGUGGGCCUUCUUUGCUGUCAUCUUCCUGGCAUCCUACACUGCCAACCUGGCUGCCUUCAUGAUCCAGGAGGAGUACGUUGACCAGGUGUCAGGCCUGUCAGACAAAAAGUUCCAGAAGCCUAACGAAUUCUCGCCGCCGUUCCGGUUCGGCACAGUGCCCAAUGGGAGCACAGAACGCAACAUCCGCAACAACUACCGGGACAUGCAUGCCUACAUGACGAGCUUCCACCAGAAGAAUGUAGACGAAGCCCUGUACAGUCUGAAGACUGGCAAAUUGGAUGCCUUCAUCUAUGACGCUGCAGUGCUAAACUACAUGGCUGGCAGAGAUGAGGGGUGUAAGCUGGUCACCAUCGGGAGCGGCAAAGUGUUUGCCUCCACCGGAUACGGCAUCGCCAUUCAGAAAGACUCAGGGUGGAAACGGGCUGUGGAUCUAGCUAUUCUGAUGCUAUUUGGAGAUGGUGAGAUGGAGGAGUUGGAGGCCCUCUGGCUGACGGGCAUCUGCCACAAUGAGAAGAACGAGGUGAUGAGCAGUCAGCUGGACGUGGACAACAUGGCAGGGGUCUUCUACAUGCUCGGGGCUGCCAUGGUUCUGUCAUUCAUCACCUUCAUCUGUGAACAUUUGUUCUACUGGCAGCUGCGCUUCUGCUUCAUGGGCGUGUGCUCUGGAAAGCCCGGAUUCACCUUUUCCAUUAGCAGAGGUAUCUACAGCUGCAUCCAUGGAGUUCAAAUCGAGGAAAACAAGUCCACCAUAGACUCCCCCUCAUCCACCAUAAAGAAGAACAUGAACAACACUCACUCGAACAUCCUGCGGUUGCUCCGCACUGCCAAGGACAUGACUGCCGUUCCGGGCGUUAACGGCUCUCCACACGCCGCCCUGGAAUAUAGCCACAGCGGCCGUGAGUCGGCUAUAUACGAUAUCCAGGAGCACCGGCGCAGCCUGGUGGGUCACCCUGUAGACUGCAAGUCUGCGCCACCCUACAUGCCAGAGGACAACAUGUUCAGUGACUACAUCAGCGAGGUGGAGAGGACUUUUGGCAACUUGCCCCUGAAGGACAGCAACUUGUACCAGGACCAUUACCGGCACCACCACCCGGCUCUGGGUAUGUCCGGCCCCCCGCCAAAUAGGCCGCGUAGCUUAGGCAGCGCUAGCUCGUUGGAGGGGGGCAUGUUCGAUUGCGACAGUUUGGGGGGAGGGGUAGCGCCUAUCUUCACCACCCAGCCCCGCCCCUCCAUGACUCACAGGAAUACCAGUAAAUUUGACCUGAUCGCUGGCCACACCCCUGCGGAUUCCAGCCAGGGUGGGUUCAAGGGCAGCAAUGUGUACGGCAGGUUUUCUUUCAAAGGAGGUGCAUCCAGCACGGGGCUCAUCGGGGGGCAUGACAGGUACUGUGGGGGUGGGGGAGGCUCAGGGGGUGACGAUGGGAACAUUCGCUCUGAUGUGUCGGAUAUCUCCACGCACACCGUCACCUACGGCAACCUGGAAGGAAACGCCAAGCGGCGUAAGCAGUACAGGGACAGCCUGAAAAAGAGGCCAGCCUCUGCCAAGUGCAGACGGGAGCAGGACGAGAUAGAGCUGAGCGGCUUCAGGAGGAGACCCCACCACCACACCGUCCACCACCACUUCCCCCACGGGCCCCAGGCACACCGCACGGUCUCACCACCCCUGGAGCGGAAGAGGGGAGGAGGAGGGGGUAAUGCUUCACCUUACUUAUUCCGCAGGGAUAAAGAGAACCUGAGGGAUUUCUAUGCGGACCAGUUCCGCUCCAAGGAGGGCAAGGCCAUGUGGGAGCAAGAGGGUGGAAGUGGUGUGGGCGGUGGUAGCGGUGGUGGUAUCUGUAAAAGCUUAGUACCUGUGGAAGACUUCCUCAAAGGUAAAGAAAAGAAAUCGGAUGGGCUUGGUCCGGUGUCAGCAGGGCAGCAGGCCCACACCUGCUGGGAAAAGGGGGUGUCAGGGAUAGGAGGGGGUGGCAUAGCAGGGGGUGACUGGGAGUGUCGUAACUGCCACAGUGUGUGCCACCAUAGUGGAGGAGGCAGUACUUGUCCAGUUAGUGGAGUUGGGGGGACCAGCAGUCGUCCCAGCUCCGCCACAUCCAAACGCUGUGACUCCUGUAAGAUUCAGCCGAGCAACCUUUAUAACAUUAGUGAGGAUAACAACAUGAUGUUCACUGGAGUUAAGGGUAGCGUAGGACCCAGCCAAACACAAACUCAGGCACAGCGCAGGAAGCUAGGGCCGGGCGGGAGGGUGUUACGGAGGCAGCACUCAUACGACACAUUUGUGGACCUGCAGAGGGAGGGGGCAGGUCGCAUGGGGAUGGGUGGGGGCGUUGGGGGACAGUUUCAACAGCCCCGGAGUGUGAGCUUGAAAGACAGAGAUCGCUCCAUGGAGGGCCCCAGCCCUUAUGCUCACAUGUUUGAGAGGUAUUCAGGUGAUAGAGAGUCUCCCAUGUUUGGAGGGAUAGGCGGGGAUAGGGCCAAGGGAGGCUCCUCUUGCAGUUUGUUCCGUGGAGGCGAAGGUGGGUUGCAUCGGCGGUCGGUGGGGGAAAGAGACCUGAGGGACAGAGAUAGAGCUAUGAUGGGAGGUGGGGGCUGUGGUGGUGGUGGUGGUGGUGGUGGUAGCAGAGGGGCCGGGACUUACUCCUUGUCUAAAUCUCUCUACCCAGAUAAGGUGAACCAGAAUCCCUUCAUCCCAACCUUCGGCGACGACCAGUGUCUUUUACACGGUGCCAAACCGUACUACAUCAAAAAGCCACAGACGCAGCAACAGCAGCAGCAGCAGCAACUUCUCAACAACAGCCGAGGAGGAGGGGACUUCCGCAGCUCCAUGGGAGCAACUUCCUAUUUGCCCGCAUCCGCCACAGCUGGGGUGAUGUCCAAUGUGGCCCCCAGGUUCCCCCAAGAGCUGUGUCUGGGCGGGGUGGGAGGGCCCAUGGGGAACCACCACGGGGGCAACAAGCUACUGCCUGGGGGCAGGGACACGUUAGGUUUGGGGCAGGGACAGAGACCAUUCAACGGUGCCAGCAAUGGACACGUUUAUGAAAAGCUCUCCAGCAUUGAGUCAGACGUUUGAGAGCGAAGACAGUGGAAGAAAGAGAGAGGCGAGAGGGAGGAGUUGAAGUGGGCGAAGAAAAUGAGGGGAAGAGGAAAAAGCAGAAACAGCACAGGCUGAUGACCUCUCUGCGUGAAGAAAAUGACAAGGCACAAUUGUGUGUAUGUGUGUGUGCGCGCGCGCGUGUGUGCUGUUCUCACUCCACUAAAUGGAAAGAAUUUGGACAAUGCACACAGGCCACUGCCGGCUAAGCUGUGGUGAAGUCCGGCGGGAGACAAGUUUUUAAUGAGAAGAGAGGAUUCUGGUGCUGCUCCGAUGCUCAGUGAAAGAUCUAAAGGGAGGGAGGGAGGAAUGGGAGGGAAGUAGUAGGGAAGGGGGGGUGAAAUCAAAUUUCCAGCCUCUGCUCUCGUCACAUGCUCUUUGUCUUUCCCUCCCUCCUGCAGCUCCUCAACACCAAAACAAACGUUUUGUUUAGCAACGGAAAUACAAUCAUGAAUGAGAAAUCAACACUUCUGCUGAAGUAACAGGGUACACUAACAAUAACUGUAUUGAUAAUGUUAAUAAUAUUAUUGAAUAUUAUUCCAGUGUUUAAUGAUGAUCGGUUUGGAUUGUUUUUAAAGUUUAUUUAUUUGAAUAGUUCAUGUUACAUAUUUGUAUGAUGUUGAUUCUUUCUUAGCUUACCAAUUUACAGGAGUCUGAUAGACCCGAUGUCGGUACAGAUCUUUUUUUUCGUGGGGGGUGAGGGUGAGGGGGGGUUCCUGUAAUUUGGACUCUUCUUUGCUAUCAAUUCUUCAUGUUUUUUGUUUUGUUUUCUUUUACUUUUUUCACUUUUGAUUGCCGUGAAGUGUACGUGAAAGGCAUGAUUUGCUGAGUACAUCGUGUGUACUUGGAAAAUUUGCAAAGGUCUUUUUUUUCUCAGCUGCAGAAACGACAUCAUCAUACUGAUUUGCCGUUUUGCUGUCAUUUCUUUCUGCCUGGCAGUUCCAAAUGGGUCUCACAUUUUGAGCUGGAUGUGCCUUAAAGGACUAAUACUGAUUCUCCAUCUAUCUUCUGUUGGAAAGACAGAUUCACCUGCGAGUAAUUAAUCAAUUGGUUUGAAAACUGAACAUCCAAGUCACCAUUUCCAAUACGAGAGCAGAGUUCGAGGUGUUUAGCUGACUGUAUAACACAAUGCUAGACACGGAGGAAGCUUAAAUUUGCACUUUGAUCCCCGACCAAUAAAAGAAAGCAGCGGCAGGAUCGCACAGUUUAAAUGCAGAAUCGUCUUCUUGUAUUAACGCCACAGUUAAUCUAACCACAAGUAAUUUUCCUUGAAAUCAUUUACCUCCACAAGCUUCAUCACUCCUCCCCUCCUCAUAACAGAUGACCCAGAAGUCAACUAUCCAUUAAUCAUGUGUAAAUCGUAUUUAAUGUCCUCUUGUUGCUGCCGUGGCGUUUCAUUGGGUCUGGCUCAAUUGGCCGUGACAGUUUUUCUGUUCAGGACAGGAACAUAAUGGACUUUCAGAGAGAGGCCUCUGUUUCUGGUAUGAGCAGUUAAUUUUUUUAUGAUUACUGUUACAAGCCUUGCCUGCCACAUUAGAUAGUCACAUUUGAGGAAUGGCAAGUGGGGUUUAUCGCUGUAUUGUGCAGGUGUCAACGACCACAGCGGGCUCGUGAAUUUUUUUUAAUACACAGUCCCACAUAAUUAUCUCAUAACUCAGAACAGUGCCACCGCAGUUUAAAAGACACUUUUCAGAGGAUCUGUACAUUUAAAAAAAAGUUUGCAGUCAUCUUAGCUGAGCAUAAAGAUUGAAGAUAACAAGGGGAAGUAGCUAACCUGGCUCCAUCUUGGAAUAAUAAAAUCCACAUAUCAGUGCCUCUAAGGCUCACUAAUAACAUGUUGUAUCCUAUUAGUUUAAUUAUCUCAAAUUGACAUAAAUACUUUUUCAGAGAGCUUGUAAGCUGUUGCCAUGCCAGAAACUUCCAUUUUUAGCACAUCCAGCCAAAGGUCCAAUAAGCUUCUGCCACGGAAAAGCAUCCAUCCACAAUUCAAAAGAAUCGCUACUCCUCCGAGAGUAUUAGUUAGAUUUCAGUGAAAUGUGCACACAGUGAUCCCCUAAUCAAUCAUCCAGAUAGUGCUCAAGGUCAGGGUCACAUUUGUAGGGCUCAUAAGCCUACUACAUCAUUGAUGUUCUGGUUUAUUAGCAAGACAGUGACUACUGUUUUAUACUCCUGUUUUGAAGCCUUAAUCCUAGUAUUAUUGAACUCAUCGUCUGUUUUUAUUUCUUUCUGGGAGCAGAAGUGACUGUUAGCAUGGUGAAUCUAUUCACUGGACAUAUAAUUCAUUGUAGGCAUACUGCUUUUUACCUAUAAGAGCUCAGUAACAUAGAAAUAAAAUACCACAUGGUUUGGACAGUUUGUUACAGCAUGUGCUUUCUUUACUAAUAUUAUUAAAAUUGCUUCAAAAGCCACAAAAACUGUCAAAAUGUCGGGUUUACUGAAUUAGCUGAAGUUAACCCUAGCACACAGCUAGUAGCCUAGCUUAGACUAGCCCCUCCCCCUGUCAUUCCAAACAGCAAAUUAUGUGUUGGCUAACUAUAAGAUUUUAUUAAAUUUAAAUGGAUGAGUUAUACAAAAGAACCUCUUCCAAUUUAUAAAAGAAAAAAUAAGCUAUAAAGACCAAAAACUGUUAUUUUUUAAAUAAAUUUAUUUUUUAUGUAAAGUCAGCCAACUUAAUAUGGAAGUCUAUAGGAAAUUGUUUACCUCGAAACGCCAUUAAAGGAACUACAAAUCAAAUUCAGCUUCAUUUUUCAGCCCUGGGCUUGCUGGUUGGUCUCCAGUUUAUGCUAACCCAAGCUAAUUGACUGUAGCUUCAUAAUAUCAACCUUCUAAUCUACAUUAGCAACAUGUCAGCUUUUUCCUCCAGGUUAUUAUCCUGCAGUGGACCUGGAUAUAUAAUAAAUGUACCCCUCUGUGCUCUCGGUCAUCCUUUCUACACUCAUCAUUAACAAAUCCCUCAAAUAAAACAUAAAAAAGAAAUCUCAGUAUGUACUGUAGCCCUGAUUUAUCCCUCCACCCGGCCCUAAUCUGUUUCACAUGCUGAGAUUUUUGAUGAAGAAGAGAAUUGGCCCUCAAGUUCAAGGUCCUGUGUGGAUUGUGUCAACUGCAGACUUUUGUAAGGGGGGAAAACAGAGUAAAGAGAUGUAGGCGCACUAAAAUAAGGUGGGACGCUGUGUGAAAAACACCACCUUUAUUAUCGAUUGACUUAUUUUUAUGUUGCUAAAAAAAAAAACAGGCAGCUUCCAAAUCCACAUCAGACACUCAGAUGAUCUCUGCUCUGACUGAAUAUGAAGGUGAAAACUAAGUUGUGUAUUUCCUAAGUUUCCUGCUCUCUCUGUCCUUUAAAUUGUAUUAUUAUUCAUGAAAAGUAUAUUCUACUUAAAGUCACUGGUCCAGUUUGACUUGAAGUCAUGUUGCCAAACCAAAUUUUGAUAUCUACAAAGCACAAUCCUGUCUGAAUGGAUCUAAUACUUAGUUUGUAGAACAUCCCGGUCAAUUUUUUAGAAGACUUUCCUUCCCUUGGUGGACAAGUCAGUAUGUAUGAUACAAGGGUGAUGAUGAGGGGCGGGGGGUGUCCAGUGUUUGUAAGCACUUGCAUGUAUACACUUUUCUUUAUUUCUGUUUUUUAACUUUCAAUUUUAGCCCAAAAAAUGUGUGUUUUUGAAUGAUAUUUGGAAUUUUAUCACUUUCACUGGUACUGAUGAUCCAUGUAGUACUAUAGGUGUGUGUGUGUGUGUGUGUGUGUGUGUGUGUGUGUGUGUGUGUGUGUGUGUGUG
Haplochromis burtoni (Burton's mouthbrooder) is the source of this 10644-nucleotide messenger RNA. RefSeq names its product glutamate receptor, ionotropic, N-methyl D-aspartate 2B, genome duplicate b (gene grin2bb). The record is from RefSeq and is a predicted model, not a curated record. Bases 1577 to 6850 code for a protein of 1757 amino acids. The transcript is spliced from 17 exons. NCBI's taxonomy places the organism in Eukaryota, Metazoa, Chordata, Actinopteri, Cichliformes, Cichlidae. Gene Ontology annotation, cellular component: plasma membrane; postsynaptic density membrane; NMDA selective glutamate receptor complex. Gene Ontology annotation, biological process: long-term synaptic potentiation; excitatory postsynaptic potential; monoatomic ion transport. Gene Ontology annotation, molecular function: NMDA glutamate receptor activity; transmitter-gated monoatomic ion channel activity involved in regulation of postsynaptic membrane potential.